Vicia villosa (hairy vetch) is the source of this 753-nucleotide messenger RNA. RefSeq lists its product as uncharacterized. The transcript has 2 exons. The coding region runs from base 1 to 753 and encodes 250 amino acids. The record is from RefSeq and is a predicted model, not a curated record. Lineage: Eukaryota; Viridiplantae; Streptophyta; Magnoliopsida; Fabales; Fabaceae.
AUGAGAAGAAGGUUGUCGUCGUGGAAAUGCAGGUGUUUGUCGAUUGGAGGAAGAAUCACUCUAAUCAGUUCUGUUCUUAAUGCAAUACCGGUGUACUAUUUGUCGUUUUACAAAAUUCCAAAGGUGGUGCUGGCUGAAAUGGUGAAGUUGCAGAGGGAGUUUUUGUGGUGCGGGGGCAUGGAUCAGAGAUGCAUAUCUUGGGUUAGUUGGGCUGAGGUUUGUAGGAGUAAGAAGGAAGGCGGCUUGGGUGUUAGGAGUAUCGACAUGUUCAAUCAAUCUAUGUUGAACAAGUGGAGGUGGCAGUUUCAUGUCGACAAGGAAGCUAUUUGGAGACCUCUGUUGGUGCAUAGGUACGGUCCCUUGGAGGAUUCUAUUUUUAAUGGAAAGGAGUAUUCGAGAAGUGGCAAGAACUCGCUAUGGUGGAGGGAUUUGAGGUGUUUGGGACUCUCGACGGAUUCACUGGUAGACUGGUUUACAAAGCGCAUAUCUUUGGCGGAUUUAGAUGUGUUUGUAGGUGUGGAUGCGGAUGCCCAACAUGAGCUGCAGGACUUAAUCGUUAUGCUGGAAAAUAUCGGUCCAACAUGUGAGUCGGGUGAUGACAGCUUCAAGUGGGUCUCUAAUGGCGAGGGCAGCUAUCUAGUGACGGAGGGUUACAAGGCCACGAAAGAUUUGAUGGUGGGAGAGAUGCUUGAUAAUAACAAGGAGUCGGCAAUUUUUGUUUUGUGGAAAACAAAAUUUCCUUCAAAAAUCUAA